Messenger RNA from Morchella importuna, 1092 nucleotides. RefSeq lists its product as uncharacterized. Gene Ontology annotation, biological process: mitochondrial proton-transporting ATP synthase complex assembly. Gene Ontology annotation, cellular component: mitochondrial inner membrane. The transcript has 2 exons. Bases 1 to 1092 code for a protein of 363 amino acids. NCBI's taxonomy places the organism in Eukaryota, Fungi, Ascomycota, Pezizomycetes, Pezizales, Morchellaceae. The record is from RefSeq and is a predicted model, not a curated record.
AUGUCAUUACCACGCACCCUCCUCCUACGGCCCUACCACCACCCCCUUCGCCUUCGCCCUCGCCCUCUCCCUCUCCCUCUCCCCCUCCUCCUCCGCAUCACCAUCCAGCCGCCCGCACACCUUCUGCAGCGCCGCCACCUCGCAGCAUCCCCGCCGCCUCCACCGCCAAGCAAGAAGCCGCAGCCGGACAAUGAAGAAGAGCCCUUCACAGAGCUCGACUCGACCCUCACGGGCAAAGAGAAAGAGAAAGAGCCCCCGCGCCUCGCCCGCCCCAUCGGGCUCGACCACCCGCCGCGCCCGGACGAGAACACGGGCAUCGACACGCGCACGUGGGCCGAGCGCCGCGACGACUUUCGGAAUUGGGAUAAGCAUUUGGAGAGGCGGGCUAAGAUGACAAAACAGAUCUUCAAGCCCUACUUCCGCGACUUCUCGCGCCUCUCCGCAACCCACAAGGGCAAGUCGUUCAUCGCCCCGCCCCUGCUCUUCCGCGCCGACAAGGCCCUCUUCUUCCCCAACCUCGUCGGGCGCACGCUGCAGCACCCCACCGACCCGCUACAGAGCACCACCGCCGCGCUGGAGGGGAAGGUCAGUGUCGUCAGCGUCUUCAGCAGCGCGUGGGCCGAGGCGCAGGUACGCACUUUCACCUCCAGCCUCGAAGAGGACGCCUGGGACAAGGAGGAGGAAGGGGGGUGUGUGCAGAGGGUUGACAUAAACGUCGAGACGAACCCGCUCAAGGCGUGGCUGGUGCGGGUGUUUGUGCCGCGGAUCCGCGCGGGCGUGGAGGAGCGGGGAUGGGGGAGGUAUUUUUUGGUGCAGAGGGGGCUGGAGGAGGAGGUGCGGGAGAGGAUGGCGUAUGUUAAUGAGAAGGUCGGGUAUGUGUAUCUUGUGGACUGGGACUGUCGGAUCCGGUGGGCGGGGUCGGGGCGGGCGGGGGAGGAGGAGAAGGCGGCGCUGCGGAGGGGGGUGGUGAAGUUGAGGGAGGACUGGAGGAGGUUGGAGGGGGAGAGGGAGGAGAGGAGGGUGGCGAGGGUGGAGGGGGAGAGGGUGGAGGGGGAGAGGAGGAGGGUGGCGGAGGAGAUGGAUGAGAUUUGA